GGGUUGUGCUCGGGGAGGCUGUGAUGGGUUGACAGGUGCGUGACAAUCGGAGCUCUCUGCAAGCAUGUACGCCAAAGGCAAGAGUAACAACGUACCGUCCGACAACCAAGCCAGGGAAAAGUUAGCGCUCUACGUGUAUGAAUACCUGCUGCAUGUAGGAGCCCAGAAGUCCGCACAGACCUUCCUGUCAGAGAUCCGAUGGGAGAAGAACAUCACGCUGGGAGAACCUCCAGGGUUCCUGCACUCCUGGUGGUGUGUAUUCUGGGACCUGUACUGUGCGGCGCCAGAGAGGAGAGAGACAUGCGAGCACUCCAGUGAAGCCAAGGCCUUCCACGACUACAGUGCUGCGGCGGCUCCCAGCCCGGUCCUGGGGAACAUCCCUCCAGGAGACGGGAUGCCAGUUGGGCCCGUCCCUCCAGGAUUCUUCCAGCCUUUCAUGUCUCCUCGUUACCCUGGUGGCCCCAGACCUCCCCUCAGAAUACCCAAUCAGGCGCUGGGGGGAGUGCCAGGAAACCAGCCGUUACUGCCCAGUGGAAUGGACCCCACAAGACAGCAAGGUCAUCCAGGCAUGGGAGGGGCUAUGCAGCGGAUGACUGCCCCAAGGGGGAUGGUCCCACUUGGGCCGCAGGGGUACGGAGGGGGAAUGCGGCCCCCCAUCAACGCGCUAGGUGGCCCAGGAAUGCCUGGAAUGAACAUGGGCCCUGGUGGUCGACCCUGGCCAAACCCUCCCAACGCCAACUCGAUCCCCUACUCUUCAGCGUCUCCGGGGAGCUAUGUGGGCCCACCUGGAGGAGGGGGGCCCCCAGGAACUCCCAUAAUGCCCAGCCCAGCAGACUCCACAAACUCUGGGGAAAACAUGUACACUAUGAUCAAUGCAGUGCCCCCGGGGGCUAACCGAUCAAACUUCCCCAUGGGCCCGGGAGCCGACGCCCCCAUGGGGGGUAUGGCCGGCAUGGAGCCACACCACAUGAAUGGAUCACUAGGGUCUGGUGACAUGGACAGUCUGCCCAAGAACUCUCCUGGCAACAUGAGCAUGAGCAACCAGCCCGGAACUCCCCGAGACGAUGGCGAGAUGGGCGGGAACUUCCUCAAUCCCUUUCAGAAUGAAAGUUACUCUCCAAACAUGACCAUGAGCGUGUGACGCACCGUGGGCACAUCCAGAGGAGGGUACCGUACAGAAACAUGGAACUCGCUCCAUCCUGCUGUCCAUCCUUCAUCAGCUCUCUGAAGCCAGUCUGCGCUCCCUUUGGUUUCAUCUUAUCCUCAUCUUACUUACAGCCCUUAAAGACUGAGAGACUGAAGCUAAUUUUAACAAUUUCACCCAGAGGAAAAAACUAAAUGGAAAAAGACUUACGAAGGCAACGAGUCCACAGUUUAUCUAUAUAUUUAUAUAUUUGUGUAUAUAUGUGGGUGUGCAAUCAGAUACAUGUGCAUGUAUAUACAAAUAGAGAUGUAUUCCUUGAUCCUCCUUUGGACCGAGAAAAAAAGAAAAGAAAACGAGUAUGAGGAUGGAUUAUUUCAUGGUUCUGCAUUAUGUUUUUCAUUGUUUAAAAACCUUGAGCUUUGUUUUAUACUUUUUACUUUUUUUCUGAUUUGCUUUUACCGGUAAGAAAUGAUUUGUUUUUCUUUAUUGUUUUUUAGUUUUAUUUUUGGCUGCGACUCGAGGAAGUAGACCUAGAUACGGUAGUGUCCCUCACAUACUCAUUGACUGUCUGACCAUGCUAUUCGCUGACUGGCUGAAUGUCUGACCAUGCUAUUCGCUGACUGGCUGACUGACUUGACUGUCUGACCAUGCUAUUCGCUGACUGGCUGACUGACCUACGCACUGGCAAACUGACUCGCUCACUCACUGACUGAUCUCCUCGUUGCCUGAGCAGUGGAAGUGCAUUGCAGAGGCCAGCGGAGGCAUCACAGCCGUUGGGGCCUGCUCUUGGAAGAGGGGCUUUCCCUGUGUGAGAGACGCAGGGUCUGUUAUGGAGAGAGGACUGAGCCACCAGGACCAGGAGGUGGGUCUCUGCGUGAAGAACACCCCGCAAAUCCCCCCCCCCCCCCAUUACCACGGACAAAGCACAGCUUCAAAACCACCACAUCUGAAGUGAUAUCUCACCACGGACGUGCAUCUUCUUCUGAAUUGUCUGCCCAAAUGUAUGUCAUGCUUAGAAAUUAUAGAAGUAUACAUUGGAUUCAGGAUGGGAUUGGACUUGGUUCAAGCUAAAGUUUUGUUUUUAACUACCAUAUCCAGACGAGCGUGUUCGCUCUAGCUGUGUGUUCUAGAAGCAUGUAUAAUGUCCUCGCGAGCCUUACUGUAGCCUCGGAAACAGUUGCCAUGCCUGCUGUACCAGUGUAACCGUGACGACAUCCAGCACCACUCCUCUUGGAUACCCAGAACUCCCAGGAUGUGCUGCGGUGGCCUUUAGGUGCGUUUCUUCAGCUCCAGCAUGUUGGCCCUCUCCUCUGUAGCAGACCAGCGCCUAGAUGAACAGACACAAGUCAGCAUUUAGAUCAAGCCCUUUAUCUGCAGUGCAGUCUUUCAGCUGUAGAUAAUUAUGGAAAUCCAACAGGUCCCUGAAAACAUUGAAACAUUGUGCAGGACAGGCUAAUAUACAAUAGGAAUAGACACUAGGAAUGGGGAUUGUGGGUAAUGCUGUUUUGUAACAGGUGAGAAAGAACUACAGUACAAUGCUCAUUAUAUUUAAUGGAGGUGAAUAAGCAGUUGGAGAGAGUCGUUUGACUUUAGUGGAUUGGAAUGGCUCAUCCCUGAUUAGAAUCAUUUUAUGAGCACCGAUCCUAUUCCUUAUCAAGUCAGCUUUCUUAUCAAGUUGAACCAUGUCUAAUCUGAAAGGCAUACAGUAGGGAGUAUACACUGCUGUAAUGUACUUCCUGUGAAAUUUCUCACCAUAUGAAUUCCGUACAUGAAGUGUAGUUUAAAUACACCGAUAUCAGGCAUGAGUCAGACAUUUUAAGCAAUCAGACUUGCAUAAAUGUGUUUUUCAAACCCCGUUUUUUCUUUUGUUAUUUCUUUCGGGUUUCAUACAGAGCACUGUUCAAGGUUAACUCUCUUUGCUUGGGAAUCGCAUGAAAUUGACAAUUGCAGUUAUCUAUUCAAAGUUUGAACACAUAAUAACAUGAAAACAUUUGUUCGCAAUAACAGAGAAGUUACAUAAUGAAGAGACCUCUGGGGAAAAACUGCAUUCUUUGCAUUCCAUUUUUAUUUUUAGCAUGAAAUGAGCUGCAAAAAUAAUGGCCACUUGUUAUUAAGUUUUAAACUCAACAUUAUUUUAGUUUAUAGGACACGUGACAAUCGCGUUAAGUCUAUUUUCUCCCAACACUGACUUGUACACUUGACUUCAUUUUUCACAGACAAAACCUGAAUUUUCUAACAUCAGACUUUGUAUAAUUUAUUGUUUUCUGGAUAGCUCAUUCUGACAUAAUACUGUAAAAUAUAACAGAUAAUAGCUGUAGUUAUGUACUGCUACAGUGCUGUAUCUGCUAUUUCAUGCUACAGCUACUACAGAGGAAAAGGGUAUGACAGGAUAUUUGUUCUAGGAUUACAGUUCAUUCUUGUUUAGUCAAAGUCAAUCUCUUUAUUUAUGGUUGUCAUCCGGACAAACUGUGAUUUCUGUACUUACUGUUUUCUUUGAGGUAAAUAAUUCAAAAAUAUAUUCAAUUCUGUUUCUUACCGUAAACCACUGCCCAUUGUUAUUACAAUGAUUAUUGUUAUUAUGAUUACUUAUUUCUGAAAAAGGUCGAGUUUUGUGAAUUGUAUUGUCUUCUUCGAUCUUUUUAUGCAGCAAAGUGUAAUUUUAUAGCUUGGAAUUCCAAUUCAUCUGUGUUGUUGUGAAUUAUUUAAGAAAUAUCUAAAAACAAAACAGGAGGGAUGUCAACUUUUCUAGCAUUACUACCAUUGUAAUUGUACCUACCAUUUUUUAAUGUCAAAUUUUGCUGUUGGAAUUAUGAGGGAGAUUUUGUAAAUUGAAGACUUCAAUUCUUAGUUGUUUAAUUUUUUUUUUUUGUUUUUUUGUUUUUUUCAUUUUCAUUUGUGAUGUGAUUAUUUUUUACCUUGAGUUGAGUUUUGUAAAUACACUGAGAAGUACAAUAUGGGUUUUGGAUAUACUGAUAUAAAGCUUCUCUCCCCUCUUAAACAAA
Molecule: messenger RNA, 4146 nt
Organism: Conger conger (European conger)
Lineage: Eukaryota; Metazoa; Chordata; Actinopteri; Anguilliformes; Congridae
Product: single-stranded DNA-binding protein 2
Exons: 17
Coding region: 65-1141 (358 amino acids)
Biological process (GO): positive regulation of transcription by RNA polymerase II
Cellular component (GO): nucleus
Molecular function (GO): protein binding; single-stranded DNA binding
Source: RefSeq, a predicted model, not a curated record